AUCAUUAGACUAACCCAUGUCAAAUUAUCACAUGCCAGUGUUACGCCUUUUUUUAGUUAAAAACAAAACAACAGUGUAUAGAUUCGACUUAAUAUGAACGUUCCAUAUAUUGACUAAGGUGCGCUGGGGCACUCGGGAGAAGAAGGGCGCCAAGUUUCUAGAGUAAGAGGCUCGGAGCCGUGGAGGAAGAAGUUUCCGUCUCUUGGAGACGUCGGCGCGCUCCCUUUAAAUCCAGGUCAAGGAGCGUCUGGCCACGCCCCGUUCGCAGCAGCCGUAAAGUGCGGCGUCUUGGCCACACCCCUUCCCGUGCUGCUUGUGACGCCGGCAGCCUUGGCUUUUAGCGCGGGAAAAGGAAGCAGGCCGGUGCGCUCGGCUGUGAAGUGGGAUCGGCUGUUUUCGCCGAGGCCGCCGCCCGGGCGCCUCUCUGCAGGCCAUGGGGCUUCUGGAAUUGUGCGAGAAAGUGUUCGGCACCGCCGACCUUUACCAAGUGUUGGGCGUGCGGCGCGAGGCCUCGGACGGCGAGGUUCGGCGCGGCUACCACAAGGUGUCUCUGCUGGUGCACCCGGACCGGGUGGGCGAGGGCGACAAGGAGGACGCCACCCGCCGCUUCCAGAUCCUCGGGAAAGUUUAUUCCGUUCUGAGUGACAGGGAGCAGAGAGCAGUGUACGAUGAGCAGGGAACAGUGGAUGAGGAUUCGGAUAUGCUCACCCAAGAUCGGGACUGGGAGACGUAUUGGAGAUUACUCUUUAAAAAGAUAUCUCUAGAAGACAUUCAGGCAUUUGAGAAGACAUACAAAGGUUCUGAAGAAGAGCUGGCUGAUAUUAAACAGGCCUAUCUGGACUUCAAAGGUGACAUGGACAAGAUCAUGGAGUCUGUGCUAUGUGUGCAGUACACAGAGGAACCCAGGAUAAGGAAUAUUAUUCAGCAAGCCAUUGAUGCUGGAGAGGUCCCAUCCUAUAACAUCUUUGUUAAAGAAUCAAAGCAAAAGAUGAAUGCGAGGAAAAGGAGGGCUCAGGAAGAGGCUAAAGAAGCUGAAAUGAGCAAGAAGGAGUUGGGGCUUGAUGAAGCAGUAGAUAACUUGAAAGCACUCAUUCAGAGCAGACAAAAGGAUCGGCAACAGGAAAUGGACAAUUUUCUGGCUCAGAUGGAAGCAAAGUACUGCAAACCUUCCAAACGAGGUGGGAAAAAAACAACUCUCAAGAAAGAAAAAAAAUAAUGGAACUUUGUCUUCAAAGGUCCUUAGGUGUUGAUUGGUGCCAUUGUAAACAAGAUAUAGUCAAGAUUUGAAGACAAAUGUUAAUCCAACCUUUGAGAAAAGUUUUCUUUCCAGCCUCAAGUAUUAAGAUCAACCAUAUAAAUCAAGUAGAAUCUCUCAGUAUGAUUUUAGUAUAUUCUAGAACUCCCCUGACCUUCUGUGAGGUCCUUGUGUGAAGGAAUUUGUUGGUGAUCCUUGAGGGAACUGGGGAGGUGGUGUACUUGUUGACAGCACUUGCUUCUAUGGAUCUCUGUAGGACAAACUCUAGAAUAAGGGUCUGAACAGUUGGCAUUUUGUCACACAGGAGCUUCAGCAUGUUCAGAGUGACAUGUGUUUAUUAGAACAGGUAUUCUACCUAGAAAGAACAUCUUUCGAACAGUUGCUGGACUUCUAUCUUCCAAAUACUUGCCAGUUUGCUUUUGGUCUUAGUAUUCUUGAAUAGACUCUCUCUCCUUUUUGUUUUACUCAGCCAGGUUUUGUACUCUUUGCUUGAAAUAUAGGAGAAAUAGGUGUUCAGAUUACUUCAGGCAUCUUUGUAAGGCUUAUACAUGAUUAAGUAAACAAGCAAAAAAUGACUAAAAUCUUGGGGCUUUUAAAGUGAUCCCAGUGAUCAUUUAAAAUAUCUAGACAAAAUAUGAAUGUUUAGGAUAGAGAAGAGAGAAGAGUAAUCUUAGCAAGCAUUACAGUAUGGCCUGCUUUAAAUAGUACAGAGAGAGGGUGUGGUCCUGCCUGUAACUGCUGAAUGUCCUUACAUCACUGAGCUUGUCUGAACUUACUUCUCUUCUGUAAAGGGUGAGGGAGUUGAGCUAAAUGACUUAGAGGCUCUUUCUGACUUUUAUUAACUCUUAACUUUAAAGGCAAGCUAUUGUGAUUCAAGAUGGCUUGGAUUAUUAUCAUGUAUUCAUAAUAUUGAUUUAUGAGAACAGUAGAGAGGUUUUCAGUUAUAUAUAAUUGAAUUGGUAUGUAUUCAUUGGAAUAAAUGGAAAUUUUUUAGGGACUGUUCAACUUAAAAAAUCUCUGAUUUGUAGACUAAUAUAUUUAAUACCAUAUGCAUUAAACAAGCCUUCUAUUA
This is a messenger RNA of Manis pentadactyla (Chinese pangolin), 2327 nucleotides long. RefSeq names its product DnaJ heat shock protein family (Hsp40) member C9 (gene DNAJC9). Gene Ontology annotation, cellular component: cytoplasm; nucleus. The record is from RefSeq and is a predicted model, not a curated record. Lineage: Eukaryota; Metazoa; Chordata; Mammalia; Pholidota; Manidae. Bases 434 to 1216 code for a protein of 260 amino acids. The transcript is spliced from 5 exons. Gene Ontology annotation, molecular function: heat shock protein binding.